Molecule: messenger RNA, 1542 nt
Organism: Closterium sp. Yama58-4
Lineage: Eukaryota; Viridiplantae; Streptophyta; Zygnematophyceae; Desmidiales; Closteriaceae
Source: the annotation of a GenBank genome assembly
AUGACUGACACGUGUCAGAACCUCAUGAAGUUGCCAUAUAGGCCGUCCAAUCCGGAAUGGGGUCGAUUUACCCCCCACGGAGUCAACACAUUCGUCUUCAUCUCAGCCCACCGCGUCAGCCCGCUCGACUUCGCAGUCAUCGGCCUUUCCGCCCGUGGGAUGCGCUCCCAGUGGCGCUCACCCCAAUCCAACGGUCCACAAUCGUCCUCGGAGCAGUGGGGGGAGGAGGAUGAGAGCGGGGGGUGCGUGUGGGUGUCGUAUGAGGGCCCGCACACCAUCAAGGGCAGCUUGGAGUAUCUGUUUCCCGGCGACCAUGGGGGCAUGCCGUAUGAGACCAUUGUCAUCCGCUGCAAUCUAGACAAGCCCACUCCAGCCGACCCUGGCGGUGCUCUCUUCUACCACAUCUCAGGGAGGGACAUGCUGGUAUACCGAGAAGAUGAUCUGAGACCUCCUCACUCUGCUUCUACUGCUGCUGUGGCUGCUGCUGUGGGGGAGGUGGAGGAAGAGAGUGCAUCUACUGCCAAGCGGAUUCUCAACCCGCCGCGGCCGCUGCCGCACCACAUCUCCUUCUGCUCGCUGCUCAUUGACCGCGAGUACACCCCAGCGCGAGUCCUCGAGCACAUGCAGUACCUGCUCUUCUUUGGAGCAGAUGAUUUCAUAUUCUACGAUGGUGGCGGGUUCACGGACGGCUUGCGGAAUGCUGUGGCGAGUUUUACGGAAGCUGACAUGCUAAAGGUGGUGGACCUGCGCGGACUAGCAGAUUUACCAGCACGACAUAAUGUCAUCACGAUGAACGACUGUCUCUACCGCACGCGAUUCACCUCCGAGUGGGUCAUCUCGCUCGCCUUUGACGAGCUGCCUCACGUCGUCGGCCCCUUCCGCCUCUCCACCCUCCUCGCUUACCACGCCGGCCGUCCCUGGCUCUCCAUGGGCUCCUACUCCUGGCACAUCGAGCUCUGCCUGCCCAUCACAGCGCCUGACCACUGGCUACAGCAGCGCAUGGUGUUCCGAUCCGCCCACCCCACAUGCCGUCCCAACGGCGCCGCCAUUACUCCCACCGUCACCCCCACAAUCAUCACCACACCUCCUCCUCCCCCUCCCCCUCCUGCUUUGAAUGGGGCCUCUGCCAACACCACCGGCAAUGCCACCACCAGCCAGCUAGCAGACACAGCAGCAGCAGCAGGCGGCACAAACGCGAGUGUGACUGUAACAGAGGGGCCAUCAGAGCCGUUGUUUUCAGGAGGAGACCCCAACAUGUGCCUUGGUGAAGCGGGCAUGCGGAGAGUGAUGUUCGACCCUCGCCAGGUGCAAGCCAUGGCAGAGCACUACUCUGCCAUUCCCUUCCGUGGGGGAGUGGAUUUAAACGCCUCCGUUAUGCACACAAAUAAGUACACUGGAUUGCUCGAGCCAGCAGCGCUGAUCUGUGAGUAUCACCUAAUGAAGGGGUCAGAGCCACGGAGCUACAAGAGGAAGAUGCAUGUAGCCAAGCUCAUCCGCCAGGGCAGACAGGCGGGGUUGAUAUCGCUUCCCGUUAAAGAGUGA